UCUUGUUUGGUUGCCAAGGAAAUGAGGAUCAUGGUGGCUUCAGCAUUUUCAUCUGAUUGAAUCCAAGCGGCAGAGGAGCUGCACAUAUACCGGUAAUGGCAGAGCUGCACAUUGUCGGUCAGAUCGUUGGGGCAAGCGGCUUCCCUCAGAGCAGUCUCUUCUGCAAGUGGGGAAUUCAUACAGGGGGUGCAUGGCGACUUCUCUCUGGUUUGAAGGAGGGGCAGACCCAAGUGGAUUUGCCUCAGACAGGGGACAUGACAUACUGGAGUCAUCCCAUUGAUCUGCACUACACCACUAAAGGACUGCAAGGCUGGCCCAAGCUUCACCUGCAGGUUUGGCACCAGGAUGCAUUUGGGCGCUGUCAGCUGUAUGGGUAUGGAUAUUGCCAUGUGCCCUCCAGCCCAGGGCACCACCAUGUACGCUGUGUGACCUGGAGACCACUGGGAUCCUGGCAAGAGCAGAUAGCUCAAACCUUUGUGGGUGGAGGUCCCCUGCUGCGCUCCCCAGACAUCAUAUACAGUGGGGCGGACAGAUAUAGGCUGCACACAGUGGCUAUGGGCACUGUCGAGCUGGAGCUAGGCAUCAUCAUGCGACACUUUGACAGAUAUGGUGUAGAGAGCUGAAAUGUUGAGAGAUUGGACAGAGCAAAGGGUGAAUGGAGGAGAGAGGCCUGAAUGGAGCACUGUAUUGUUAGUGGAUGUGGAUUUUGACCAUAUCUGCAACGGGUACAUAAGACUGAGCAGGUCAGAUUAGAUAUUUUGCCUUGUGAGAUGUGUUGAUGUUGCAUACAUUCACUAUAGAUACAAAAGUAUGUGGACACCAAUUCAAAUGAGUGGAUUCGGCUAUUUCAGCCACACCCAUUGCUGUCAGGUGUAUAAAAUCAAGCACACUGCUAUGCAAUCUCCAUAGGAAAAUAUUGGCAGUAGAAUGGCCUUACUGAAGAGUUCAGUCACUUUCAACAUGGCAUGGUCUUAGGAUGCCAUAUUUCCAACAGGUCAGUUUAUCAAAUUUCGGCCCUGCUAGAGCUGACCCGGUCAACUGUAAGUGAUGUUAUUAUGAAGUGGAAACGUCUAGGAGCAAUAAAUGCUCAGCCGUGAAGUGGUAGGCACACAAGCUCACAGAACGGGGCCGCCGAGUGCUGAAGCAUGUACCGUGUAAAAAUCAUCUGUCCUCGGUUGCAACACUCAAUACGAAGUUCCAAACUGCCUCUGGAAGCAACGUCAGCACAAAAACUGUUUGUCAGGAGCUUCAUGAAAUGGGUUUCCAUGGCCAAGCAGCCGCACACAUGCCUAAGAUCACCAUGUGCAAUUCCAAGCGUUGGCUGGAGUGGUGUAAAGCUCGCCGCAGUUGGACUCUGGAGCAGUGGAAACAUGUUCUCUGGAGUGAUGGAUCAUGCUUCACAUUCUGGCAGUCCAACGAACAAAUCUGGGUUUUAUCGGAUGCUAGAAGAAUGCUUCCUGCUCUAAUGCAUAGUGCUAACUCUAAAGUUUGGUGGAGGAGGAAUAAUGGUCUGGGGCUGUUUUUCAUGGGCUAUGCCCCUUUUUUCCAGUGAAGGGAAAACUUAAAGCUACAGCAUCAAUGACAUUCUAGAUGAUUCUGUGCUUCCAACUUUGUGGUAGGCCUUUUCCUGUUUCAGCAUGACAAUGCCCCAUGCACAAAGCAAGGUCCAUACAUAAAUGGUUUGCUGAGAUCGGUGUGGAAGAAUUUGACUGGCCUGCACAGAGCCCUGACCUCAGCCCCAUUGAACACUUUUGGAAUGAACUGGAGCACCGACUGCGAGCCAAGCCUAAUCGCCCAUCAUCAGUGCCUGACCUUACUAAAGCUCUUGUGGCUGAAUGGAAGCAAGUCCCUGAAGCAAUGUUCCAACAUGUAGUGGAAAGCCUUCCCAGAAGAGUGGAGGCUGAUAUGGCAGCAGAGGGGGGACCAACUCCAUAAUAAUGGCCAUUAUUUUGGAAUGAGAUGUUCGAGCAGGUGUCCACAUAAUUUAGGUAAUGUAUGUGUAUAAUGAGAAGACCCCAACAUGCAAAUGUGUGUCUUUCCCCUAUCUCUCCACAAAGUGGGGGUGUGAGCCUUUCAACACAAUCUGCCUUCCUGAUUUUAAAUUUUUUAUAUUAUUUUAAACAUUUUAUAUAACAGGUAUUUAAAAAUGCAAACCAGAUUUUAUACUGUACUUAAUUUCAGUUUUCUAUUUUCCUAUGAACUUUUUUUUUAUAUAGUAAAAUUAUGUAAAUAAAUCAUUACCUGCAUGCCUGUGA
Oncorhynchus masou masou (cherry salmon) is the source of this 2255-nucleotide messenger RNA. RefSeq names its product B9 domain-containing protein 2-like. Bases 96 to 623 code for a protein of 175 amino acids. The transcript has 4 exons. NCBI's taxonomy places the organism in Eukaryota, Metazoa, Chordata, Actinopteri, Salmoniformes, Salmonidae. The record is from RefSeq and is a predicted model, not a curated record. Gene Ontology annotation, cellular component: MKS complex. Gene Ontology annotation, biological process: cilium assembly.